AGCAGACUCUUACAUAGCUACAGUGCGCUCCUUCUGCAACACAUCUCACAUUGGCUUCCUAGACGGACAGUUCACUCGGGACAGUUGGAAAAUGGAGGCAGUUACGGAUGCCUUUCAGGGCUAUGGGGUGAGCACCACUAAUUACCUCCAGACCAACUAUAAGGACUCCCAGGGUUUGUUCCUGUGGGUGUCCUGGGCUGCUGACCUCAGGAACACCUUCUUCAUCUUCUUCCCCCUCUGGUUCCACCUGCGGGAGUCGGUGGGUAUCAAACUCAUCUGGGUGGCAGUGAUCGGAGACUGGCUCAACCUGGUCUUCAAGUGGAUUCUGUUUGGCGAGAGGCCGUAUUGGUGGGUUCAUGAAACACCUUACUACAGCAAUACCACUGCACCUCACAUUGAACAAUACCCCAUGACCUGUGAGACUGGCCCAGGCAGUCCCUCUGGCCACGCUAUGGGAGCCGCAAGCGUCUACUACACGCUGGUCACCUCCAUCCUAGCCAUCAUGCUGACCAAGAAGAAGACGAGAUCUUCCACCAAGGGCAUGUAUCUGCGGGGCACUCUGUGGGCAUUCUUCUGGGCAGUCCAGGUGUGUGUCUGUCUCUCCAGAGUCUUCAUUGCUGCCCACUUCCCCCACCAAGUCGUCUGUGGAGUCAUCACAGGUAUGGCUGUGGCCGAGGCCUUCAACAGAACCCAGUGGAUCUACGGAGCCAGUCUGAAGAAGUACUUCUACACCACCGUCUUCCUGCUCUCCUUCGCUGUGGGCUUCUACGUGCUGCUGAAGGCUCUGGGCGUGGACCUGCUGUGGACCCUGGCGAAAGCCCAGAAGUGGUGUGUGAGGGCUGAAUGGGUCCACAUGGACUCCACUCCCUUCGCCAGCCUCCUGCGCAACAUGGGCACCCUGUUUGGCCUGGGCCUGGGCGUGCACUCGCCCCUCUACACCGAGAGCAAGAAGUACAGCAGCACCCCCUUCAGGGUGGGAUGUAUCAUUACCUCGCUGCUCCUGCUGCACCUCUUUGACUCCUUCAAGCCCCCCACGCACACCGCCGCCCUCUUCUACCUUCUGUCUUUCUGUAAGAGCGCCACUGUCCCCCUGGCAACCGUGAGCAUCAUCCCCUAUUGCAUGUCAGGAGCGCUGAGCAGCGUACAGAGCAAGAAGCAUCUGUGAAGUCGUUGACAUCUGACGCACUUGGACUUAUGUAUACGGAGCUCACUCCAGAAUUGAACAGUGUUCACUGGUGCUUCAAUCCUUAAUCAUUCCAUAUAUUGACGUUCUUUCCAAAUAGAUGAACAAUCUAUUGUGGUCUUUGUCUACCAUACAUACGUUCAUCCAGUCACUCACUGUAAAGGUCUUAUUUUCCUAUAUACGCAUAGUGUGGACACUGAAAUGAAAGAACUAUCCAGCGUAUUACUCAGAGGCAAUUAAGACACUGAUUUAAUUGUAUAAAAAAAUGAUAAUUUAGAAGUAGUUCAGUGCGAACUCAGGAGCCCAGAAAGUGAAUAUUUCCUUGCAGUUGCUUUGACAUCUUUUUUUUUUUUUUUUUUUUUUUUAAUAUAAAUGAGGUUAAAGCAAACUAAAGUCCAGGAGAAUAUGAGCCCAAAACUUUAGUGGCCUGCUUUACAGUGUGUUCUAAGAAUGUUAUAUAUUACUAUGUUCAUAUUUGUUUUGUAACUGUGUUUUUCCUGUUAAAUAUUUUUGGAAAUUGUCAGAUAUUUAUAAUAAAAAUCUUUCAAAUACA
Molecule: messenger RNA, 1736 nt
Organism: Salvelinus namaycush (lake trout)
Lineage: Eukaryota; Metazoa; Chordata; Actinopteri; Salmoniformes; Salmonidae
Product: glucose-6-phosphatase-like
Exons: 5
Coding region: 92-1165 (357 amino acids)
Biological process (GO): gluconeogenesis; glucose 6-phosphate metabolic process
Cellular component (GO): membrane
Molecular function (GO): glucose-6-phosphatase activity
Source: RefSeq, a predicted model, not a curated record